AACCACCUUACUACUCAGUGCAAGAGAAAAUCAAGAUGAUUAACUUGCGCAGUGCUAGUUUUAUAAUAAUCUUGUCCCUUGGCUUGUUGGUAGGAACAUCCGGGGCUCAACAAUGUGGAACACAAUAUCCCAAUUGUAACUGUCCGGAGGGGUAUUGUUGCAGCAGCUACGGAUACUGCGGCACCACCGACGCCUACUGUGCCCCCGGAAACUGCCAAUGCCAAUGCCCCGCUCCUACUCCUCCACCGCCACCGUCUCCACCGCCUCCACCGCCUUCACCACCUCCUCCCUAUGUCCCGCCGCCUCCCCCUUCUCCCGACGACAUCGCCAAUAUCGUUUCUGAGUCCCUCUUCGAAGAAAUGCUUCUCCAUCGAAACGAUGAUCCGAAUUGUGCUGUAGGCUUCUACACUUACGACGGUUUCGUUACCGCCGCCAGACGUUUCCCUGAGUUUGGUGCUACCGGCACUCUUGAAGAUCGUAAGAGAGAGAUCGCGGCUUUCUUCGGCCAAACUUCUCAUGAAACCAGAGGAGGAUGGCCCACAGCACCGGAUGGUCCGUAUGCCUGGGGAUAUUGCUAUAAUAGGGAGCUAGGAACCCCAGCUGGCUACUGUGUUCCUAGCACUGAAUGGCCUUGUGUUCCUGGUCAAAGUUAUUACGGCCGAGGACCAAUCCAACUCAGUUACAACUUCAAUUACGGACCAGCAGGAGCCGCACUUGGAUUAAACCUACUUAGCAAUCCCGAUCUGGUUGCCACAGACGUCAUUGUAUCAUUCGAGACAGCCAUAUGGUUUUGGAUGACUCCACAAGCCCCGAAACCUUCAUGCCACGAUGUUAUGACCGGUCAAUGGACGCCAACUCCAGCAGACAUAGCAGCCGGCCGACUUCCUGGCUACGGUAUGACCACCAACAUCAUCAAUGGAGGUCUAGAAUGCGGUUUCCCGGGUCCUGAUGAUAGGGUGGAAGAUAGAAUUGGUUUCUAUUUGAGGUACUGUGGCUUGCUGGGAGUGGACCCUGGGGAUAACUUGGAUUGCUAUAAUCAAAGGCCUUAUGGGUUUAGUCUUAGGAAUCCAAAAUAUGGGAUGCUCAAAAUGCCUGUCGAUCAGGCGUAAUUUAAUAUAUAAAGGGACGAGAUCGAAUAAAUCAUCAUAUGUUAUGAGCUCUCUGAUCAUGAUAUCAAGAGAAAGCUAGUAAUUUUGUACUACUAUAUAUAUGUUGCGUGUAUGUAAUAAAAUAAGCUGGCCUCAACUGCAUGUAGUGUGGUGUGCUUAAUUUGAUCUUAUGAUUUAUAUAUGUUUGUAAGA
This is a messenger RNA of Morus notabilis, 1301 nucleotides long. Its product is annotated as endochitinase. Bases 36 to 1109 code for a protein of 357 amino acids. The transcript has 3 exons. Gene Ontology annotation, biological process: cell wall macromolecule catabolic process; defense response to fungus; chitin catabolic process. Gene Ontology annotation, molecular function: chitin binding; chitinase activity. The record is from RefSeq and is a predicted model, not a curated record. Lineage: Eukaryota; Viridiplantae; Streptophyta; Magnoliopsida; Rosales; Moraceae.